Messenger RNA from Siniperca chuatsi (mandarin fish), 3163 nucleotides. It is a transcript of the gene batf2, whose product is annotated as basic leucine zipper ATF-like transcription factor 2. Gene Ontology annotation, cellular component: nucleus. Bases 45 to 1463 code for a protein of 472 amino acids. The transcript has 4 exons. NCBI's taxonomy places the organism in Eukaryota, Metazoa, Chordata, Actinopteri, Centrarchiformes, Sinipercidae. The record is from RefSeq and is a predicted model, not a curated record. Gene Ontology annotation, biological process: regulation of transcription by RNA polymerase II. Gene Ontology annotation, molecular function: DNA-binding transcription factor activity, RNA polymerase II-specific; RNA polymerase II cis-regulatory region sequence-specific DNA binding.
CUGUCACUCAGCUAACCGGCGAGCCAGUCUGCUGCGGGGAAGGUAUGUCCCCGUUAUUCAUGGACAGCGUUUACGAGCUCAACAGCCCCGGCUCGCUGUCAGCUGAGGAGAGCCACAGCAACACGGCUGGUUCGGAGAGAGAAGGAGAGGGACAACAGGUGGGACAGAGAGGGAUAAAAAGACGAGACAAGAACAGAGACGCUGCGAGGAAGAGCCGCAGAAAACAAACAGAGAGAGCAGACGAACUUCAUGAGGAGCUCCAGUGUCUGGAGCGAUCAAAUUCAGCCCUUCAAAAGGAGAUUGCCUCGUUGAAAAAAGACCUCCACCUCUACACGGCGGCUCUGGAGCGCCACGAGCCUUUCUGCUGCCUCAGAGCCUCCGCGUCCAGCUCCAGCUCAACAACCCACCUCUCGGUUUCCCCCUCAGCCGACUGUCAGACCUGCUCCAGCCCUCCUGGAGUCCCUCCCCAGGGCUCAAGCUCCACAUUGGCUGCUUCCCUAUCACUCUCUACCUCCUUAACCUCCAGCAUGGGGCUUCAAACACUUGACUGUGUUGAAAGCACUCAUCUCUCAUCUUCAACUCCUGCACCAACAGCUACAACAUUAGCCUCAACUAACAGCUUGUCUGCUGAACCCUUCACUUCCUCCAGCUCUAUAACUGUUCCUUAUUCUACCUCUUUUUUUACUGCCGCAGCUCCUCACUCUUUGUUUAGCGAAAAUCCUCCUUCUUUAAUCACAUCAAGGCUGACAAAUGCUACGCCUGUCUGCACCAGCCUUGUUUCAAACCCUGUAGUCUCCAGCUCUCUCACCACAGCUGCUCAGCCUCAAUCUGGGCAGGACACCAUCCAUGAAAGUUCUUCUGUGUCAACAAAUGCUUAUUUUUCUACACUUCAUCCUAGUUCACUGGAUGCCUUUCUAAUGAAACAAGCCUCUUUUCUAACUGCUUCACCCAAUGUAGUUCCCCCUUACUCCCAUUCAGGGGCAGAGAAUGCUGGUGUAGUAGUGCCAGGUUGUCCCAUGAAUGUACCCCCGCUUCAUCCAGGUCAGUUUAGUGGAAAUCCAAUCAAUUCAAGUCAGCCGUGUUCUCUUUCACUAUCAACUCUUCAAGAUCCUGCCCCUCCCUCCCUCUCAGUGUCCCCUCAGUCAAACCCGGAGCCGUCUCCUGCCAAUGCUUUUGCCUUAAAGCCAAGUUAUAGUCAACAAAUUUCACCUGCUCCUCUGCUUUCCCUGCUCACUGUCCCGAGUCCCCUUAAUGUGUCUCAGACUAGCUCCUGCAGCUUUGAUAUACCUCUCUCUCAACCUCUACCCUUGCUGUCACCGUUGGGGGAUCCCUUAAGAGAUCUCUCCCUCUCUGAGCUCCUGGAGGUCAAUGAUUGGAUACUACAGUUGGACCAAUGCCAUUCAAUCUCAAGUGAUACCAAAUCACAGCACAGAUGUCUCUUAUUAGAAGUGAAAAUAUGCUGAGAAGCUACAGCAACAACGGUAAAAAGGCAAGAUUUUAUGAGCAUAAGCAGACACAUUUAUACAUCUGACUUCUGUAUGGAAAACCUGACAUCAGAAAAUUAACCAAGGGCCAAACAAAUGUCUGGGCUCUUGCUCAUAUUCAGCUUUCUGCUUCUUAAAGGGAUACUCUAGUGAUUUAGUAUUGCAUAGUAGUGUAUUUAGAACGCCUAGCGGAGGUUUCAGAGACUGGAGUCAGAUUUUUCUUUACUCCUAAAGCUACUAAAAUUUCUUACUUUGCUGGAUAACACGCCAAAACUCUGUACACUGAAUUAGUCACUUUUGAGCCCACAGUUUCCAAGCCCUUGUAGAUGAAAUGUGAACCAACUAUGAAAUAAAAUCCAGCAUCGUACAGUUUUUCAUUUUCGAAUAAAUCACAGGUAGGCAUUAUCCCUUCCUUAAUCCAGAGACGAGACACUGAAAAGCUGACUCAACCUUUGAAACUUCGACUUGUAAUUUUAGAUAGGGUGAAGGGCUCACUUCCUUGCAACUUCGAGGAAAUGUCACUAGGAGAAAUUUCCAAAAUGCCAACUCGAGAAAACUUUAUUCUUUAUUUUUUCCUUUUCUUUUUACCUUGUUUAAAACAUAUUAUCAAACACACAUAUUUUGCUGCUACCGAUAAUUUAUUUAUGUAUUGUGAUAUUUGAAUUUGCUGAUUUUUAAUAUUUUUAAAAGGUACAAUUUAUUUUUCUACAUUUCCUUUGAUAAAGUAAAUGUAUCUCUUUUAUUCUUCACUUCAAAUAAUAGAAUUACAUUAUUUCUACUUAGCACAGUAAUUAUGAUUCUACCUAUAUGAUUCAUUGUUAAAUUAGGUCUUUUAGCAGGUUUUGCUUGCAAGGGUGGAAUACCAACAAGACAAAGAGGGCAACUGCCCAGUGCCCCAAACCCUCAGGGGCCCCAAAGUCCCCAUACUGAUUGUGUGUCUGUUGGUUUGUGGUAAUUUUAUUAAAAUAGUAAAUGUCUGUCUUAUCUACUUGUAUCACAAUGGUGCUCACUGGUAAUUUUUGCCCUGGGGCCCCCUAGUGGUUAAAUCCAGCAGUGAUUUGAUGGACAAUUUAUGUGCCUACUCAAGACCCUUAUUUGCAGUUACUGUAUGACCAAAUCCAGCCAUGUGUAUGUAUGACAUCACAUAUUUUUGGAUUAGCUUGUAAAUGUGUAAAACUUGCUUUCACCAGUCUGUUUUUACAUGCACUGACGGCAGGCCUGCACUGAUCUGUGAGGGAGAAGCAGUACACAGCAGGAUGAGGUGAUGAGGUUGUCAGGGACAGCUUCAUUAAGGAUGAUGAUGGUGACAGGGUCAUCAAGACAGACAUAGAUCUAGUGGCCCACUAACACCCCUCACCCCUAUGGGUCUAAACCUAUGAUAACAAUGGUUGUAUGACUAUUAAUUCCCUUAUUGUGCUCGUUUCAAGUGAAUCAAAUGAGAGAAAUAUUUUCAUUUUCCCAUUUGACUUCCUGCAACUAACAAUAAGAGAACCAUGCGGCUGCUAAAAACCUGUUGUAUGGGAACUACUGCUGUAAGGAAAUUUUGAUUUUCAAAGGAUGAUUUAUAUCUGUAGAUAUAGUUAUGGCCAUUUUGUAUUUAUCAUGCAUUAGAUGAAUAUAUUUUGCUGUAAUAUUGGUUGCAAUAGAAGUUUAUUACAAAUAAAAACAUUUUAUUUAAA